Messenger RNA from Moesziomyces antarcticus, 258 nucleotides. RefSeq lists its product as uncharacterized. The coding region runs from base 1 to 258 and encodes 85 amino acids. The transcript is spliced from 2 exons. Lineage: Eukaryota; Fungi; Basidiomycota; Ustilaginomycetes; Ustilaginales; Ustilaginaceae. The record is from RefSeq and is a predicted model, not a curated record.
AUGACCGCAAGAGCCAAGAUCCGGCGUCCAACCAUGCCAUCAUCCACCAAUCAAUCGAUGGAUCGCCGGCUGUGCGCACAGCAGUCCGACCGGGUAUUGGCAAAAGAUGAAGAUGCUAUCAAGUGUUCGGCCGAUGCGCUCGGACCUGCGAGCUCUGAGGCGGUGUCGGCGGCGGCCGAAGCUGGCGUGGGAUCUUCGCAUUGCCCGCUGCCUCGUCGCGCGUCGUUCGCCUCUGAAUCGCCGAUCGCCAACGCGUGA